This is a messenger RNA of Penicillium roqueforti, 1743 nucleotides long. RefSeq lists its product as uncharacterized. The coding region runs from base 1 to 1743 and encodes 580 amino acids. Lineage: Eukaryota; Fungi; Ascomycota; Eurotiomycetes; Eurotiales; Aspergillaceae. The transcript is spliced from 3 exons. The record is from RefSeq and is a predicted model, not a curated record.
AUGGCUUCCACUCCAGAAAUGCCACCGGAGACCUCGCUGCCUUUUGGUGUCUUUUCUCCUCCACGAGAUGCCUACGAAUGGAAGAAAGCCCUCGCCGAUGUGAAAUGGCUAUGUUUCAACCAGCAAUACAAACAAUGUGCCAUGCGUUGCAACCAGCUCAUAGAGACUGCAUCUAGUCCACUCCAUCCGAUCAGUGCGACCUACCUCCACUAUUAUGCAGCCACCUCAUACGAGUACAUGGGACGAACUGCUCACAUAUUUUCGGCUAUCAAGAUACCGCUUUUGACUAAUGCUAUGGAGCGGUUUCAGACUGCCUAUGAGUCUUUGCCAGCUACUAUCCCAGCCCCAGUUUUGAAUCCCAACCAGACCUACUCGCCAGUUACUUUUCUUCAUUCUCCCACCUUGUCUGCCCGGUCUUCCUCGAGUGCUAUCGAGUGGAGUCCUGCGCAUUCACCGGACCAUGGCGUCACUCCUGUUAUUGGUCCUGGUCCAAAUGCUGAAGCUCUGUCAGUUCGAAAUCUGUCCGCUUUUAAUGCUAGGAUGGUUCAAACUCCUCCUGCGCCUGUACCUGCCCCUUCUCCCUCUCGCGCCUCAAGCUCAUCUAUGACCACUGACUUUUGUAUCACUCCACCUCCUGCUCCUGCUCGAGAAGUCUUGCGUUUUGACCAUGACGCCCCUCCCCCGGCUUUUCAUAUCCCUCCUCCGACCCGGCCUCCUCCUCCACCACCAUGCGAGGCUCCUGCUCGCCCAGCUACGAGAGAUCAAUUGCUCUCUUUUAACAGUGCCAGAGAUAGACUUCCCAACGGGGCAUCUAUCGUCCGAAACAUUGCCCGGAUGAUUGAUAACUCCAUGAUUGCAGCAGCCGACGACCCUUUUCUGACUCGUGCGCCGCCAAACUUUGCCGAUCCAAAGCGGCCACCAUUGCGUCUGUCUCCAAUCAAGUUCCCAGUCGAGUUUGACGAUCCAGUGAAGCGUCGCGAGCUCAUUCCAUCCCCGCUUGCAAUUCGGAAGAGCUCCGGCGAAGUGCACAUGUGUAGGAACUCUGCAAUAGUAAUCCAUGGAGGCAAAGAGCCACAAACGUCUAUGAAAGAGAAGAGUUAUUCAAUCCGAGCACCGCGGCCAAAGCGUCCGACUCCGUUCUUCCCUUCGCCCAUGACCAUGACUCCAUCGACACCAACCCCCGUUCCGCGAAAGAAGAUGCCCCCCCUCGCCUCCCCAUUCGUCAGCCGCCCAGCCUCACCAGGGCAGGAAAGCGUCAGCUCGCCCUCGUUGCAGUCGAGAAAGCCCUCUCCAGCGCCUGUCAGCGCCGAACGCGCCGCGCAGAUCAAUAACUUCAACAGCGCUGUCAAGUGGCUCCGCGAGCACAUUCCCGCCGACAUUACCGGGCUCCGCAAGGAGAUCAAACAUGUUUCGGACAUGCAGCAUGCGCGUCGCUCUCGCAACACGACUAUGGCUCGCUCUGCAUCCUUCUGGACGUUUUCUCCCGUGAAGCCUAGCACUUCCGGCGGACCCCAGGAACCUCCUGUGAUUGAGGGGCCUAAUCUCGAUGAGUAUGGAAACAUUAUUCGGGUUGAGACUAAGGCGCAGCGCAUCAAGCGGCUCAGGGAGGAGGAUUGGAGGAUUGGUAUUCAGUCGAAGCACAGUCACUGGAAGGGGACUGAGUACUACGAUAACCUUUGUGAGGAUGCUUUGGCGGAGCUUGGUGAGACAGGUUAUGGAUCCCGGGACUGGUUGCAGCGGUGA